This is a messenger RNA of Paramecium tetraurelia, 1641 nucleotides long. RefSeq lists its product as uncharacterized. NCBI's taxonomy places the organism in Eukaryota, Ciliophora, Oligohymenophorea, Peniculida, Parameciidae. The transcript is spliced from 9 exons. The record is from RefSeq and is a predicted model, not a curated record. Gene Ontology annotation, molecular function: palmitoyltransferase activity; protein binding.
AUGUCUAGAUCAUCAUCCAGAAGAAAUAGUUAAGCCAUUGGUUCUCUCAUUAAUUACGCAAACUCUGACGAUACAUAUAACGUCAAGGCAAUCCUUUAUGAAAAUCACAAUCAUAAUCUGUUAAUACUUAAAACCCAAAAGCUAUAUACUUUAAUUCAUCUGUCUUGUUACAACAACAACGAACAAUUAAGUGAAUUGUAUUUUUAAUACAUCUAAGCAUAAAUAGAUAAAAACAUUCAUACAAAACAAGAAGUUGAACAAUGGAUUAAUUAACAAAAUGAUGAAGGGUUCACAGCAUUACAUUUAGCAGCUUAUCGAGGAUCAUUAAAAACCAUCAAACUCCUUGAAUAAUAUGGUGCAGAUUACAAAAUAAAAAAUUAUAAUGGUAAAUCAUAACUUCCUAUUAAAGAGUUAACUGUCUUACACACAGCUUCUUAAGGUGACUGCCCAUUGACUAUUUACUAUUAUCUCCAGAAAGGGAUUGAUAUUAAUGUGAUUGAUAAUAAAGGAUCAUCUCCUCUCCAUUGGGCUGCAUAUUCAGGAUCAUAUAAUGCUGUAAAUUUUUUGAUCUCGUGGAAUGCUAAUUUAAAUCUUUAAGAUACAGAUACUUCUGUUACUCCAUUGCAUUUAGCUACAAUGUAAGCGAAUUCUAGAAUUGUCCGAAAACUAUUAAUGAAAGGAGCUGAUCGCUCAAUUAAAGACUCCAAUGGAAAAACACCUUUAGAUUUAGCGAUAGAAAAUGAUUUCAAAACAGUUGAAAUAAUGAUCCGAGACAAAAAUGAUAUUCUUAUCUUUUGCAAUGUUAGAUAGCCAUUCAGACCAGUGACUUAAUAAAGGAAUAGUCAGAUUGCCUUUCUUUCUAUGUAUAUGACUUGUUUUAUUUGUACUAUUCUAUUUACUUUCCCAUUUGUUAUUAGCACUAUUUGGAUGUGGACAUUCUUUUCUUUAACUAGUAUAACUGUUAUAUUUUUCUUUAUUUCGUGUGCCAAAGAUGCUGGAGUAGUGAGAACAGACAAUAAAUUAAACAUGUUCUAAAUGUUAGAAAGAUAUGACUGUUCAAACAUUUGUGCAGAUUGUAAGUUAGUCAGACCUAAAAGAUCUAAGCAUUGCGAUGUUUGCUAAUAAUGUGUUAUGGUAUAUGACCAUCAUUGUCCUUGGAUAAAUAAUUGCGUUGGAGCAAAAAACCAUUUUGUGUUUUAUUUUUUCAUUAUCAGUUUAUUUUCUGAAUUCAUUUUGCAGCUUUUCAUGUAAUCUUCUCAUUAUAAAUCCAAUACUCUUUAGAGAUGGUUUAUAAAUACUACUUUAAGUGAAGAAUGGCUUUUAAUUGGAAAAAAGGUUACGUUUUUUUAUGUUAUCGUUUAUUGUUUACUCUUUAUUGUACCUUUGGGAAUUCUGAUUUACAUCUAAACCGUCAAUUUAUUGACAGGACAAACCACUUUUGAAAGGCACAGUUUAGGCGCUCCAGGUUCAAAAGAUGAAAAAUCCAAUGAAAAAAGUGCCAUAAAUCGAAGUGAAGAUUAAUCUAUGGAAUCCACAGAAUAAGGUUAAGGUGGUACUUAACAAUCAAAUAAUGAUUAAUAAUUGAAAAUGGAAUAAUCACAUAUUAGCUUAGGAAAUUGUUUUGAAAUAAUAUAGUAGUGA